Messenger RNA from Metarhizium brunneum ARSEF 3297, 864 nucleotides. NCBI's taxonomy places the organism in Eukaryota, Fungi, Ascomycota, Sordariomycetes, Hypocreales, Clavicipitaceae. The record is from RefSeq and is a predicted model, not a curated record.
AUGUAUGUCUUGAAACUGUUGCAAGCGGUCCUCGUGCCUCUGAGCGCAGUCGGUGCUGUUGCCCAGAAUGACGGCUCCUAUACACUCCGAGAGGUUGGCGCUAGGAACACAGUUGACUGGAGAGUAUGGCUGCAGAAGGAUGGAUAUCCCGUCUCGCCUUGGCACGAUGUGCCUUUGUACCCGGAUAACAAGCCUGGGCCGGUCAUCAACUUUGUAGUUGAGAUUCCCCGAUGGACCGACGGCAAGAUUGAAACGCAGCGCAACGAGCCUCUGAACCCUCUCUUCCACGACACCUCAAAGAACAAGCCCCGGUUUGUGGCUAGUUUCUGGCCGCACAAGACGUAUCCCUUCUUGUAUGGGUCGAUUCCACAGACGUGGGAGAACAAGAAUGUCAAGGACAACUAUACCGGCCUUGUGGGAGACAAUGACCCGGUCGAUUUAUUUGACGUCAGCUCCAUUUCGCCAGGAUACACGGGCGAGGUCAAGCAGGUCAAAGUUCUGGGAGGUCUUGCCAUGAUUGACUAUUACAAAGUCGCUCGUGGCAAGGGCCUCAACCCCAUCAUCGGCAACGAAUACGUCAAUGCUCGCACCAUGAAUGCCAAACUCGCCGAAAGUCACCAGCAUUGGAGUGAUCUUGUUCUCGGCAAGGAGGACCGCGGCAAGAUCAGCAUUUGGCAGACUACCAAUCCUCGUGCUUGCAAGACCUAUGUCAAGCCCGAGGAUGCGACCAAGAAGUUUGAGAUUCCGGAAAAGUCCAACAUCUUGCCGCCAGCAGCUAGACCGGCGCCGUAUGACAGGUGGUAUUACGUUGAUGAGAAGUUUACUUUGAUUACGGUGCCGGGGGAUGUCAUUGAAGUUGAUUAA